This is a messenger RNA of Danaus plexippus (monarch butterfly), 3583 nucleotides long. RefSeq lists its product as uncharacterized. Lineage: Eukaryota; Metazoa; Arthropoda; Insecta; Lepidoptera; Nymphalidae. Gene Ontology annotation, biological process: protein phosphorylation; cell surface receptor protein tyrosine kinase signaling pathway; multicellular organism development. The transcript has 6 exons. The record is from RefSeq and is a predicted model, not a curated record. Gene Ontology annotation, molecular function: transmembrane receptor protein tyrosine kinase activity; ATP binding. Bases 234 to 3560 code for a protein of 1108 amino acids. Gene Ontology annotation, cellular component: signaling receptor complex.
UUAGUCAAUUAAAAAAUCGUUUCUGUGCGAUCAGUCGUAUCCUAUAUUUUAUGGAAGUCAUAUCCUAUGUUCUUAAUAUAUAACGAAUUAAAAGUCGGAGAAACUAAUUCGUCUAUUUCCAAUUUAAAUUUAUCACACCAAGGCGAACAGGAAAGUUUUGAGGAUAAAAUAUUUUAAAACAGGGAGUAGCCGAUAAGGGUCUCAGUUAUAUUUGAAAUGUGGUGUGUUGCGUGAUGUGCUCGCUGGUUUUAUUUUUGUUGGUGCUGGUCUUGUCCUGGGACCGCUGUUAUCAAAGUCCGUGUUCGCUACUUCUACAUCGACUUCGUGAGCGACCCACAGAGGAGCUGGCAGUUCUGGUGAAUGGACAUCUUGUUGAGGUUGUUGUGUGGGGUGGCGGCGGGGCUCCGAGGGCGGCGGCCGCUCUGCUGCUGGUGGCUCUUCGAGUCCGAGGAUAUCGGUCGCAUCUACAUGAAGCAGCCCCCGAUGUCUGUGGCCUCCUCGACAUCUCGGACCUAAAAGAAGCUGCCGUCGUCGCUCCAGCAGCGACGGUGCCGAGUGAGGACUGCAGACGUGCUGGCCUCGAGUUACUGACGAACUUUUUGCAGCCUGCAGCGGUGUCUUAUACUUUACAUCUUUGGGCUCAUGUGCCGUCGGAUCGAUGUCGGUCACAAGCUGGACAAUGGAGUUUCUAUAAAUAUUAUAAAGACAUUGAUGAGUGUGGAUUUCUAAAAGCAAAGUUUUUUAACGAGAUUACUUAUGGGUCAUGUAGUAAUUGUUUUGCGGUAUUGACUCGAAAUGAGAGCUUGGUCGACAAUCAAAUAGCAAUGGAACUACAAACCCGAAUCGACGCUGCGGAGCUGUUGUUACAGGUCGUGUCUUUUAAAAGUGACUUCAUUAUGCGCAAAACUAUUUCUGAAUUACGAAGACUCCAAAAACCAUUUCUAUUUGUUGAUGAAGAUUUGUGGUCUGAUACUUUUGAAAUGGUUUACGUUCAGCCUCCGCCGUGCGUCAGACAUGUAAAAAAUUGCAUUCCCUUCAUUAAAACUAUCGGUAAUCUUCGACUUGGUAAUGGAUGGUUCAUGUAUCAAUUUGCACCCCCAAUACUAGAAUUAGUCAAUGCACUUUCGCCAAAAUCUAGCCAAUUAAGAGAAAUAUUAAACAUAGAGAGUGCACAGAAUGAAAGCCACAUCGAAAACGCCGCUUGCUCGUGGGCCCUGCAGCACGUUGAAGAAUUUAAGACUCUUAUAUUACACGACAAGCUCGAACAGAAAAAAGUUUUCGCUAUCAAAAUAAUCCUGUGCAAUCAUGACCCUUUAAACAAAUAUUUUGAAACUAUAAGCGAUUUAAUUAAUAGAGAUGAGUUUCAAAAUAAUAUUACACAUAUUGAUUAUAAUAUUUAUAAGAACACAAUAAAUUGUUUCGACGAAGAAGAUUUUAGGCAAGUAAUAACAAAAAACGCUCAAAAGAAAAAUGUGGCUGGGGUCAUAGCUUGGAGUUGGUAUAAGGGGACCACAGGUGCAGCGAAGGUAGCAGAACAAAGUCAACUUCCACUACUUCUGGCAGGAGCCGUAGCCGACGAGAUACCACUCGGGUCAGCUGUUCGAGCAGCCUCAGGGCGUCUCUCUGAUUUAACAAGAGCUUUCCAUUACAUUUUGGAGAAUUGUGGGUGGUCACGGAUUGCCCUUUUAUCAGAUGAUUCAGUUUAUUCAAGAAGUUUCACAGAAGCAAUGAUCAAGCAAAAGAAUCUUCUGUAUCGUGAAGUUAUAGUAGACUUCAAAAAUAUUUAUAUAAACUUAGAUGAAUUAAAAAAAGCUGACGCACGUAUAUUUUUAUUAAAUGUAAAUUGGAGCCUCUCAAAAGACAUUUUAAACGCUGCUCUAAAAAGAGGGAUGACUCCUAACAAUGGCUUCUCAUGGAUAGCUCGGGAAUGGCUGCCAAUACAGAACAAUAACACAGACUGGGCUGACAUGUAUCACUUCACUGUGAGCCUGGGUUGGCGAGGAGAACAACUUGAAGGGGGAUCGAAACAUUUGCAACAAAAGAUUCGAAAUCGGUUACAUGUUAAAGAAAGUCUUGAAGAGUUUCCAGGCAUCAAUUAUUUAUCAAUGUUUGCAGAUGCGCUGCUUCAAUUGGGAUAUAGUUUUGCUCGAUUUUACCAAAACUACCCUUCUUACAGAUACAAUUUACGUGGUUACGGAACUGCCUUAAAACUAUCAGAAGUUUUUGAAAAUAUGACUAUUAAUGGAAUAGCACAAAAUUUAAGCAACAGAAACUCUAGCAUCGAACACCCGCUUGUUUUUAUUAAUAAAUGGUGGGGAGUGAGAACAAAGUCCAUAGGUAUAUUGCAAAUUACUGACAACUACAUCAUGGCUCUUAAACCAACAGCAUCAAAUUUCAAGGACUUAAUAAAUAGGCAAAAGUUACGGGAUAGACCUAUCUGCUGGACCAUUAGCACAGGCGAUCCUUUCACACCUCGCUGUCAGGACGUAACCAUAAUUAUUGUGACAGUAUUCCUGCUUAUUUCGGGAACAGCCCUUUACAUUGCUCGACGAGCUCGAUUGAAACGAUUAUUAAAACGAGAAUUAAAUAUACUAGCGAAACUGCUGGAGAAUCGUAAACGUGCAGUCUCGUCACUGGAUACGUAUUUGGUUGAUCGUAAUGCCAUAAAACUUUUACAUGAAAUAGGCUCUGGUACAUUUGGGAGGGUCCAUUUUGCCGAACUUCAUCGAUCAGGUCGCAGUACGGUGAUCGUAGCGGCCAAACAACCCCGACAAACCAUUGGACCGACUGAAGAAUGUGAAUUUCUCCACGAAGCGUACAUCUUGGCGCCCUUGUGUCAUGAUAAUAUAAUACGACUUGUUGGAAUAUGUAUAAUGAAUGGACCUCCUAUGGUUUUAAUGGAACACGCCUAUUAUCUUGAUUUGAAGCGUUAUUUGACGGAGCGACGACAUUUAGUGAGUAACCGGUUUAAUGACAACACUUCCGAUGCUUUGGAUGAGGUUUCGGAUGAAUCACUUACUAGACUAGCCCGAGAAGCGGCAGGAGCCCUGGCGUAUUUAUCAACAAGAAGACUAGUGCAUCGAGACGUGAGAGCUGCGAAUUGUCUUAUUGAUAAGAAAAGAUCCCUCAAACUUGGAGACUUCGGUAUGGCACGCGAGCUGGACGACAAAGUUCCAGUGUACGCUUCGAUACGCCGUGCCUUGUUCCCUGUGUUGUGGAUGGCACCCGAAAGUUUAAAAUCCGGAGUAUUUUCUUUUGCAACAGAUGUUUGGGCUCUCGGAAUACUUAUACUAGAAGUUGUAACACUCGGUGCACGUCCUUACGGUGAUUGGCAACUAUCUCGUGUAUUAAACUAUGUGGUGGCCGGUGGAAUUCCUCCACUUCCUCCGGAUGUGUCAAAACAUACGAGCAGUUUGUUACACUCCUGUUGGGAACGUCGAGCAGAAAGCAGGCCAAAUGCAUCAUGGGUGCAUAACCAUUUAACUCAGUAUCCUCGAUUGCUCUCUCCUGCUUUAUUGAAACCGUAUCCACCCGAUCCUCUUAUCGCUUAUAUGGAAUAAAGUACAUUAUUUUAUAACAUGAA